AGGGGGCCGGGAGGCGGGGGCCGGAGCCGGAGGGGCGCGCGCCGCAUUAACCCUCCAGUCGCCGGACCAAGCCGAAGGCGCUGCCCGAGCCGCGGGCGCUGGAAAGGCUGUCGGCGCGGCGGCGGCGGCGGGCAGGCGCGAGCCGGGAGCCGGGCGCUCGGGCGGGCGGAGCGCAGCGCGGGGACGAGGCGGAGCGGGGCCCGUGGCACCGCCGGCCCGGGUCGACAGACAGGUGUGCCGGCGCCGCAGCUCCAGCCGCUUCAGGCCCGGCCCGCGGUCCGGAGCCGGCAGCCGCUAGCCGAGGACCCCGCGCCCUCAGUCCAGUUCCGGCCCCGCCCGCACUCAGCUUGGCAGCGGGGUGCGGAGACCACGGCCCGGCCAGGCCACCCGAAGCCUAGUGCUGGGCCGGGCCGGGCCAGGGUGGGUGGGGGCCCGCCCGGCCCGCCCAUGGGCUCAGGAUGCCGGUGCGGAGGGGCCACGUCGCGCCGCAGAACACCUUCCUCGACACCAUCAUCCGCAAGUUUGAGGGCCAGAGCCGCAAGUUCAUCAUCGCUAACGCCCGCGUAGAGAACUGCGCCGUCAUCUACUGCAACGACGGCUUCUGCGAGCUGUGCGGAUACUCGCGGGCCGAGGUGAUGCAGCGGCCCUGCACCUGCGACUUCCUGCACGGGCCGCGCACGCAGCGCCGUGCCGCCGCGCAGAUCGCGCAGGCCCUGCUGGGCGCUGAGGAGCGCAAAGUGGAGAUAGCCUUCUACCGGAAAGAUGGGAGCUGCUUCCUGUGUCUGGUGGAUGUGGUGCCUGUGAAGAAUGAGGAUGGAGCUGUCAUCAUGUUCAUUCUCAACUUUGAAGUAGUGAUGGAAAAGGACAUGGUAGGGUCCCCAGUUCGUGACACCAAUCACAGGGGGGCCCCCACCGGCUGGCUGGCCUCUGGUCGAGCCAAGACCUUCCGCCUGAAGCUGCCUGCCUUGUUGGCGCUGACUGCCAGGGACUCAUCUGUGCGGACAGGAGGCAUGGGCAGUGCUGGAGCCCCUGGGGCAGUGGUGGUGGACGUGGACCUCACGCCUGCAGCGCCCAGCAGUGAGUCCCUGGCCCUGGAUGAGGUGUCUGCCAUGGACAACCAUGUGGCAGGGCUUGGGCCUGCAGAAGAGAGGCGGGCUCUGGUGGGCCCAGGGUCUGCUUCGCCAGCGGCCAGUGUCCGAGGCCCUCACCCAUCACCAAGAGCUCAAAGCCUCAACCCUGAUGCCUCAGGUUCCAGCUGCAGCCUGACCCGGACACGCUCCCGAGAAAGCUGUGCUAGCGUGCGCAGGGCAUCCUCCGCCGAUGACAUCGAGGCAAUGCGGGCUGGGGCACUGCCCCCUCCACCCCGUCAUGCUAGCACCGGGGCCAUGCACCCCCUGCGCAGUGGCCUGCUUAACUCCACCUCAGACUCGGACCUCGUGCGCUAUCGCACCAUUAGCAAGAUCCCCCAAAUCACCCUCAACUUCGUGGACCUCAAAGGCGAUCCUUUCCUGGCUUCACCCACCAGUGACCGGGAAAUUAUAGCUCCCAAGAUAAAAGAGCGGACCCACAAUGUCACGGAGAAGGUCACCCAGGUUCUGUCCUUGGGAGCCGAUGUGCUGCCUGAGUAUAAGCUGCAGGCCCCAAGAAUUCACCGUUGGACCAUCCUGCACUACAGCCCCUUCAAGGCUGUGUGGGACUGGCUCAUUCUGCUGCUGGUCAUCUACACGGCCGUCUUCACACCCUACUCGGCUGCCUUCCUGCUGAAGGAGACUGAAGAUGGGUCCCAAACCCAUGACUGUGGCUAUGCCUGCCAGCCUCUGGCCGUGGUGGACCUCAUCGUGGACAUCAUGUUCAUUGUGGACAUCCUCAUCAAUUUCCGCACCACCUAUGUCAACGCCAAUGAAGAGGUGGUCAGCCAUCCUGGUCGCAUCGCCGUCCACUACUUCAAGGGCUGGUUCCUCAUUGACAUGGUGGCUGCCAUCCCCUUCGACCUGCUCAUCUUUGGCUCUGGCUCUGAGGAGCUGAUCGGGCUGCUGAAAACUGCGAGGCUGCUGCGGCUGGUGCGUGUGGCUCGGAAGCUGGACCGCUACUCGGAGUACGGAGCAGCGGUGCUCUUCCUGCUCAUGUGCACCUUCGCGCUCAUUGCGCACUGGUUGGCCUGCAUCUGGUACGCCAUUGGCAACAUGGAACAGCCUCACAUGGACUCACGCAUUGGCUGGCUGCACAACUUGGGCGACCAGAUCGGCAAGCCCUACAACAGCAGCGGCCUGGGCGGCCCUUCCAUCAAGGACAAGUAUGUUACAGCACUCUACUUCACAUUCAGCAGCCUCACCAGCGUAGGCUUCGGCAAUGUCUCCCCCAACACCAAUUCAGAGAAGAUCUUCUCCAUCUGCGUCAUGCUCAUUGGCUCCCUCAUGUAUGCCAGCAUCUUCGGCAACGUGUCCGCCAUCAUCCAGCGGCUGUACUCGGGCACGGCCCGCUACCACACACAGAUGCUCCGGGUGCGGGAGUUUAUCCGCUUCCAUCAGAUUCCUAACCCACUACGCCAGCGCCUCGAGGAGUACUUCCAGCACGCCUGGUCCUACACCAAUGGCAUCGAUAUGAAUGCGGUGCUGAAGGGCUUUCCUGAGUGCCUGCAGGCUGACAUCUGCUUACAUCUCAACCGCUCCCUGCUGCAGCACUGCAAACCUUUCCGAGGGGCCACUAAAGGCUGCCUGCGGGCCCUGGCCAUGAAGUUCAAGACCACACAUGCACCACCAGGGGACACAUUGGUCCACGCUGGGGACCUGCUUACUGCCCUCUACUUCAUCUCCAGGGGUUCCAUCGAGAUCCUGCGGGGUGAUGUCGUGGUGGCCAUUUUGGGGAAGAAUGACAUCUUUGGAGAACCUCUGAACCUGUAUGCACGUCCUGGAAAGUCCAAUGGGGACGUGAGGGCCCUGACCUACUGUGACCUGCACAAAAUCCAUCGUGAUGACCUGCUGGAGGUGCUGGACAUGUACCCUGAGUUCUCAGACCAUUUUUGGUCUAGCUUGGAGAUCACCUUCAACCUUCGAGAUACCAACAUGAUUCCAGGCUCCCCCGGCGGCAGCGUGGAACUAGAGAGCGGCUUUAACAGGCAACGCAAGCGCAAGCUGUCAUUCCGCAGGCGCACAGACAAGGAUACAGAGCAGCCAGGGGAGGUGUCAGCCUUGGGGCAAGGCCCUACCCGAGUCGGGGCAGGGUCAAGUUGCCGGGGGCAGCCGGGAGGGCCAUGGGGGGAGAGCCCAUCUAGUGGCCCCUCCAGCCCAGAGAGCAGUGAGGAUGAGGACCCAGGUCGCAGCUCCAGCCCCCUCCGCCUGGUGCCCUUCUCCAGUCCCAGGCCCCCCGGAGAGCCCCCAGGUGGAGAGCCUUUGACAGAGGAUGGGGAGAAAAGCAGUGACACCUGUAACCCCCUGUCAGGUGCCUUCUCUGGGGUGUCCAAUAUUUUCAGCUUUUGGGGCGACAGUCGGGGGCGCCAGUACCAGGAGCUGCCUCGAUGCCCUGCCCCAGCCCCUAGCCUCCUCAACAUCCCAUUGUCUAGCCCUGGCCGGCGUUCCCGGGGCGACGUGGAGAGCCGGCUGGAUGCACUCCAGAGGCAGCUGAACAGGCUGGAAACCCGGUUAAGUGCAGACAUGGCCACUGUCCUACAGCUGCUACAGAGGCAAAUGACACUGGUCCCUCCCGCCUACAGUGCUGUGACCACCCCUGGGCCUGGCCCCACAUCCACAUCCCCUUUGCUGCCUGUCGGUCCCAUCCCCACUCUCACCCUGGACUCGCUUUCUCAGGUUUCCCAGUUCAUGGCGUUUGAGGAGCUUCCUGCAGGAGCCCCAGAGCUCCCCCAAGACGGCCCCACUCGACGCCUCUCCCUGCCCGGCCAGCUGGGGGCCCUCACUUCCCAGCCCCUGCACAGACAUGGCUCAGACCCAGGCAGUUAGUGAUGCUGCCCAUUGCGGACACAUGGCUCACCCAGGGUUCAGGGCAUUGCCUGACCUCUUGGAGACCCUGGUUUGGAGGGGAGAACAGUGCAGGAGCAGCUUCUCCCUUUCCCUUGGGACCAGCGUCUCCUCCUGCAAUACCCUGGGCCCCACUGGGAGGGCCAGGGGAAGAGCUGGGCAGUGGACUGGGGGUCUGUGGUCCCCCCACUGCCCUGGGGGCAUUAGCUGGUCUAACUGCCCGGAGGCACCCGGCCCUGGGCCUUAGGCACCUCAAGGACUUUUCUGCUAUUUACUGCUCUUAUUGUUAAGGAUAAUAAUUAAGGAUCAUAUGAAUAAUUAAUGAAGAUGCCGAUGACUAUGAAUAAUAAAUAAUUAUCCUGA
Molecule: messenger RNA, 4334 nt
Organism: Microtus oregoni (creeping vole)
Lineage: Eukaryota; Metazoa; Chordata; Mammalia; Rodentia; Cricetidae
Gene: Kcnh2
Product: potassium voltage-gated channel subfamily H member 2
Exons: 15
Coding region: 459-3953 (1164 amino acids)
Biological process (GO): regulation of ventricular cardiac muscle cell membrane repolarization; regulation of heart rate by cardiac conduction; membrane repolarization during action potential
Cellular component (GO): membrane
Molecular function (GO): inward rectifier potassium channel activity
Source: RefSeq, a predicted model, not a curated record